UGAAAGGAGCGGGGAGAGAGAGAGAGAGAGAGGGAAGGAGGACUGGCAAGGUGGCGGGAUUUGUGUUGAAGCCUCUGCUCUGUCAGACAUGCGCAAGAGCGUCAGCAGCAGCCACAGCACCACCACCACCACCACCACCACUGCGCUGCGUUUCCGCCUUGGCUGAGUGGCGCGCACAGCCGAGAGGGGAGGGGAGGGAAGCCGAGAAGGCGAGCGGAGCCGCCGAGACGCAUUGGGGCACAGCACGGACUCCGAGCAAAUUACACCGACGCACCAACAUCCCAGCAGCCCUUCAACCGUAUUUACACGCCUAGAAGCGACCUGUGCGGUGCGCGCCGGAGCCUUCCAGCAUGGAGACUGCGCUAAAAUAGAAGAACUAAAAUUCUGAAAAUGAAGAAGUUCAACAUCAGGAAGGUGCUGGACGGCUUGAAAGAGGUGUCCUCCUCCACCCCGUCUGUCCAAGUGGGGCCACAGGAGAACCAUCUGAUCCAGGAGACCAUCCAGUCCGAGCAUUUCCAGCUCUGCAAGACUGUCCGCCAUGGCUUUCCCUAUCAGCCGUCCUCCAUGGCUUUCGACCCGGUGCAGAAGAUACUGGCCAUCGGCACCCAGAGUGGGGCUCUCAGAUUGUUUGGUCGUCCAGGUGUGGAGUGUUACUGUCAGCACGAGAGUGGCGCGGCCGUCAUCCAGCUACAGUUUCUCAUCAAUGAGGGAGCGCUGGUGAGUGCUCUGGCCGACGACAGCGUCCACCUGUGGAACCUGAGGCAGAAGAGACCAGCCAUCCUCCACUCCCUCAAGUUCAACAGAGAGAGAAUAACUUUCUGCCACCUGCCCUUCCAGAGUAAAUGGUUGUACAUCGGCACAGAACGAGGGAACAUCCACAUCGUCAACGUGGAGUCCUUUACGCUCUCAGGCUAUGUCAUCAUGUGGAACAAAGCCAUUGAACUGUCCUCCAAGGCUCACCCUGGACCAGUUGUCCACAUAAGUGACAACCCCAUGGAUGAGGGCAAGCUUAUAAUUGGAUUUGAGUCUGGGAUCGUGGUCCUGUGGGAUCUGAAAUCAAAGAAGGCCGACUAUCGCUACACUUACGAUGAGGCGAUCCACUCAGUUGCCUGGCAUCACGAGGGCAAGCAGUUCAUUUGCAGUCACUCAGAUGGUACUCUGACCAUAUGGAACGUCAGAGGCCAGGGCAAACCUGUACAGACAAUCACCCCACACGGAAAACAGCCCAAGGACGGGAAGAAGCCAGAGCCUUGUAAACCCAUUCUCAAAGUGGAAUACAAAACCACUAGAAGUGGGGAACCCUUCAUAAUCCUGUCUGGUGGUCUAUCGUACGACACGGUGGGCCGGCGGCCUUGUUUGACAGUAAUGCAUGGGAAGAGUACUGCCGUGCUGGAGAUGGACUAUCCUAUAGUCGACUUCCUCACCCUCUGUGAGACACCAUACCCAAAUGAUUUUCAGGAACCUUACGCUGUGGUGGUCCUUCUAGAAAAGGAUUUAGUGGUGAUCGACCUUGCACAAAAUGGUUACCCCAUAUUCGAGAACCCCUAUCCUCUGACUAUCCACGAGUCUCCUGUGACCUGCUGCGAGUACUUUGCCGACUGCCCUGUGGACCUCAUACCUGCACUUUACUCUGUUGGCUCGCGGCAGAAACGACAGGGCUACAGCAAAAAGGAAUGGCCUAUUAGUGGUGGAAACUGGGGUCAAGGCACACAAAGUUACCCAGAGAUCAUCAUCACUGGGCAUGCCGAUGGAACUGUGAAGUUCUGGGAUGCCUCUGCAAUAAUGCUCCAGGUCCUCUAUAAGCUCAAAACAGCUAAGGUGUUUGACAGAAACCGGUCCAAGGAGGACAAGGGCAGCACUGAGGUGUCAGAUGAAGACCCCUUCGCUAUUCAGCUCAUGGCCUGGUGCCCUGAGAGCCGAAUGCUCUGUGUGGCCGGGGUGUCAGCCAAUGUUCUCAUCUACCGCUUCAGCAAGCUGGAAGUAACUACUGAGGUGGUGCAGUUACUAGAGGUGCGAAUGCAGUACGAGCUGAACGACAUAGAGUCUCCAGACGGCGGGGGUGGAGGGGGAGAACAGACAUCAGCCCAUCCCACGCCUGGUGCCUCCCCUCAGACAAGUGGCCCACCUUCACACCCCUCCACCAGCAGCAACAACUCUGACGGAGGCAACAUCCCCUGCCUCAAAGUUCGCAGUACUCCUUUGAAGCAGUCUCCUGGUUACCAGGUAGAUCUGGUGGUCCAGUUAGUGUGGGUGAGUGGAGAGCCUCCUCAGCAGAUCACAAGUCUGGCGCUCAAUUCCUCCUACGGACUUGUGGUGUUUGGCAACAGUAAUGGUCUGGCAGUGGUGGACUACAUCCAAAAGACAGUGGUGCUAAACCUGGGGACGGUCGAGCUUUACGGCUCCAGUGACCCCUACCAGAGACAGCCCCGCUCGCCAAGAAAGUCACGACAGCCGUCUGGAGGUCUGUGCGACAUCAACGAGGGCUCGGCCACAUCGGAGGACCGCUGCAAGUCCCCCACUUCAGUGUUGACGUCAAACAGCAAUCUACAGCAAUUCUACAAUGGAGGUGGUAGAGGAGCAAAGAUGUCACGGAAAUUAAGCUUGCCUACUGAGCUAAAGCCAGACUUGGUCCUCCUGUCUGUAUGCCCGCCGCGGGGUGCCAACCCAUUAGACCACCGGGACAACUCCUUCAGCCGCUCACGCUCCUCCAGCGUCACCAGCAUCGACAAGGAAGCACGAGAGGCCAUCAGCUCCUUCCACUUCUGUGAGACCUUCGCCCGGAAGGGGGACAGCACUUUGACACCUUGCCUCUACGUGGGCACCUCCCUGGGCACGGUGCUGGCUCUAGCUCUUACAUUGCCACCUGCAGGGGAGCAACGGCAACUGCAGCCAGUUAUCAUUUCACCUACAGGCAUGUUGGUACGUCUCAAGGGCAGCGUCUUGAGGAUGGCUUUCCUGGACUCAGCAGGCUCCCUGCUGCCCCAUGCGUAUGAUCCUUGGUAUGAACCCAAUGUUACAGCAGAUGGUGAAGAACGAGAGAAGGUUCGCAAGCGCAGGCCCGUCUCAGUGUCCCCCUCCGCCUCCCAGGACUUCAGCGAGAGCCAGUACGCUGUGGUGUGUUCAGAGAAACAGGCCAAAGUCAUAUCCCUCCCCUCCCAGACCUGCAUCUACAAACACAGUAUCACAGAGACCUCCUUCGUCCUGCGAGCAGAUGUGGUGCACAUGAGCCAAGGCGUGUGCGUGGCGUGUUUCUGUGCCAACGGCCACAUCAUGACCCUCAGUGUGCCGGGCCUGAGACCGCUCAUGGACGUAAACUACCUGCCUUUGACAGACAUGCGGAUAGCCAGGACGUUCUGCUUUGCCAACCUGGGUCAGGCCAUGUACCUCUGCUCCCCAACUGAGAUCCAGAGGAUCACUUACAGCCAGGACAUCUGUGAAAACUUACAGGAGAUGCUGGGUGAACUUUUUACACCAGUGGAGACACCGGAGGCACCCAACAGAGGGUUCUUCAAGGGUCUGUUUGGGGGCGGCGCUCAGUCACUGGACAGAGAGGAGCUAUUUGGUGAGGUAGCAGCUGGAAAGGCAUCCCGAAGUCUGGCCCAGCACAUCCCAGGCCCGGGUGGCAUUGAGGGCAUGAAGGGGGCGGCCUCUGGUGUUGUUGGAGAUCUGGCACGCGCCCGGAUAGCACUGGACGAAAGAGGCCAGAAACUGGGUGAGCUGGAGGAGAGGACAGCUGCCAUGAUGGCCAGUGCAGAUUCCUUCUCCAAACACGCCCAUGAGAUGAUGCUGAAGUGCAAAGACAAAAAAUGGUACCAGUUCUGAUCAGUGAUGGGGGAGGAGCAGAACUCCACAGACACAACUGUCACCUUCCAUCGGCUCGCUGGACUCACAGUGACCCCCCGGCCAUUUGUCUGUCCGUUCAUCCAUCCCUCCAAGCCUUCUUUACUGGGACACUUGGGAUUUUCUUCCCUAGCACAAUGUUGAAUACUGUUCUUACCUCAGUCUUAGGGUGGAACUGAGGGGUAGACAGGAGAGAAGGACAACCUCAGAGGGAGCAAAUAAAUGGUGUCCUUUUUUUAUGUUCUUGUCUCUUUGUUCAUCUCAGUUCAGCCUCCCCUCCAAGGUAGCCGACUGGCCACGCACCUGCAGAUUCUUCAGUCUCAUUUGCCAAAAUGUCCUUUUGCUGUUGUCUCCACUCUGAGCCCAUCUGGAGGCCAGUAUUCAAACCGAGGAACACAGCUGAUAAAAGACAAAUACCUAAUGAAGAAAGAGACUACAAAAAAUUCUUAAAAUGUAAAAAGAAGGAAAAAGAAUCUAAAUACAUCAUUAUAUAUACAUAAAUCUAAUAAAUGUGCAAUGCUGUAUCCACUUCCGUGUGACAAAUACUAAAGAAAGGGAUGACGAGACGGCAGCAGGGUGUGAAGGAGGCAACGCUGGAGAGCGACAGGAAGUGCUGCGACAGUGACACCUCCUCUAUGCAGAGAGUCACAGGGAUAUAAGCAACUUAUUCUGAUGUACACUGGAUAUUUCACUCUAGACUCUCCUCUGUAUCUUACUGACUUUCAUAUCGUUACCAACAGUGUGUGUGUGUGUGAGUGAGUGUGAGUGAGCGUGAGUGUGUGUGAUUGUGUAUGUUAAUUUCUAUUUUCUUCCCAUUCCUCUACUUGUUAUUGUUUUUUGCUCUUUUGUCUGUAUUAUUGGAAAAUCUCUUAUUUUUCUAUUGUUGUGAAAGUGGAUAAUGUUUGAUUUGUUGAAAAAUACAUUUUGUGGCUUUUGUCUAACAACUCAGAUUAAUUUCUCCUUAUGAAAAGGGCUGGAAUCUAAAAGGAGGGCAAGGAUUAAAAGGCAUAUAUCAUUUAGUACUCACUGACAUGGCAACAUCAGAUUUCUUGACUCUGAAAUCUCGAAGCGAGUGCGCAUGAACCACAUGUUUAUCAUUUACCUGAGGACUUCAUUUAUCGACCUACCUAAUGUGAUUUUAACUGCCUCCCUCACCCUCUAAUGUUUUUGUCAGUUUGGCUUAUUCUGUGAGUGUGACCACAAAAGCUGAUGAGAUCAGUGUUAAAUAACAGUCAAGUCAAUUUGUUAGGUUUUUAGGAGUUUCCAAACUGUGGAGUACACAUCAGUAUGGAGAUGACAUACACAUUUACGUGUAUUCAUAUAUGCAGGAUAACAGAAAUGUGGCUGUAUAAUCAUACAUUUGAAAUUGCUGACAGUUGUCUGUAUGAGAAAGUUGUGUGUCUUGGUGCAAGAGACAGUUGUGUUUGGUGUCAGAAACCUUCGCCUCCAUUCUUAUCUCAUUUCUUAUUUCCAUAUUUGCAGUAAAGCUUAAAUGUGGUAUAUCUCUUUGUCUGCCAAGCUUUUAACCUUUAUUUGUAUAUAAGUAAAUAGUUUGACAAUCUAAGACCAACUGGAAAAUAAAUGUCAAGGUUGCUCACGCAACAUAAGAGGAGAGAGGCCAUAUUUUUUCUGACGCCAAAGAGUUGCUUUAGCUUUUCCACUGCAUUCAUCGUUUGGCUCAUCGCUCCAAGAGUCCCGACACCAGACGGUAAAGGGAAGCGUGUGGUUAGCUUCACCCAUGGAGUGCAGCCCCAGGAUCAGGUCCAUGUAGGACUAUUAUCAUCAUCAUCAUCAUAAUCACUGUUCAGGGUUCAAGAAAUGGAGCAAGUUGCAAUGGAAUUCAGCCAUUUAUAGUCGUAUUGUAUCACAAUAUGUCAGAAAAUCCAGCAGUUGGUCGAAUGUUUCAUGUCUGAAGUGGCCUGACUGUCGGUUUAUAAGGCUCUUUGUCUCAACAAAAACCCAAACCAUUCCACCACAGAUUAGACACAAACAAUAUUUAUGGUAUUCAUCAAUGUGUGUGUGUGUGUGUGUGUGUGUGUAUGCCUGGGAUGAUGUGUGUGUCCGUAAGUCUCAGUCUGUCCGUGUGUCAGUGUGCGUUCAAGUGCUAUAAUUUAAGACAUUAUGUUCUGGCUGUUUAAUAAUUGGUGUUGAUGUCCUAGUCUCACCCUUCAGCAGUCUGUGACCAGUUUGAGUGUCUGUUACACUAACUAAAAGCCGCCAGUGAUGAUAAAAAGAUAACAAUGGGAUAACGAGCAUCAGAGGAUGACCUCUAAGUUCUGGUUUCAUUUAACUCGCGCAUGUUCAGUCUUUGCACAUAUCCUUCGCUUUGAAUCCUCUCUUCCUCCAAUGAGUCUUCCACUGACUCUGUUGGUUCCACAGCUCUUCAGACAUGGCCUUCUCUGUGUUUAGUAAGUCUUGUAGUGUAGAUGUUUUCCUCUUUUUUCCCCCGAGGGGAAGAAGAGGAAGAAAAAUAGCAACUUAAGGAAAAAUGACUAGCUUUAGCUGGAGGUCAUCCUCGAAAACCUGUUCUGUCUUUUCCCUUCUGACCCAGCUGUUAUUUGUGUGUUUGUCUUCUUCUUUUAUUUCAAUGUUAUACUUUUUUUUUUUUUUUUUAUCUUUGAGUGAUUUGUUUCUUGUCCUUCCACUACAGUAUGCAGUAUUCUUACCCGAUACAAUCCACACACUCAAACACAACAAGAGGGAGUCCUGUCUAUUUGCCAUACGCCAUCUUCUGUCCUGGAUUCAACAGUUAUCAGUGGGUUGCAGUAUUUUUCUCAUUGUAGCCAAUUUUCUUGUACAGUUUUAUGCAACUUUCACAUGGAUGUUUAUGACUUUAUCUGCUGCCACAAAAGUUUAGAAAUUCUGUAGAUAGAGAUUACUGUGCAAUGGAAAAUAAAAGUGGAA
Messenger RNA from Scatophagus argus, 6744 nucleotides. RefSeq names its product syntaxin binding protein 5a (tomosyn) (gene stxbp5a). The coding region runs from base 391 to 3822 and encodes 1143 amino acids. The transcript is spliced from 28 exons. The record is from RefSeq and is a predicted model, not a curated record. Gene Ontology annotation, cellular component: cytoplasm; plasma membrane; SNARE complex. Gene Ontology annotation, biological process: regulation of exocytosis; regulation of protein secretion. Gene Ontology annotation, molecular function: GTPase activator activity; syntaxin binding; myosin II binding. Lineage: Eukaryota; Metazoa; Chordata; Actinopteri; Scatophagidae.